Molecule: messenger RNA, 790 nt
Organism: Thermothielavioides terrestris NRRL 8126
Lineage: Eukaryota; Fungi; Ascomycota; Sordariomycetes; Sordariales; Chaetomiaceae
Exons: 1
Coding region: 45-557 (170 amino acids)
Source: RefSeq, a predicted model, not a curated record
AGGCUCAGGGUAACAUUUGCGUGCGUCAUGCUACCAUCGUGUUCAUGAUGUCGCUGCCAGGGCUGUUCUCCGCAAGGCCAGCCCUCUGCUCAUGGACGCAAAUCUCUGGUGCACCAAAUGCACACAAUGGUGACCGUCGUCUGCCGCGGCUUCCGAGUGUCGGUGUCCGCUCUCGACCUCUUUCCGAGCCCAACGGCGUGGAGGGCACGGCUGGCUUCCCCCGGGUUUGCCGACUGGGUCUGGCGAGCCUCACGCAUGUCCAGGACACUGCUUACUCCGUACGGUCUAAGGAAAGAGAUCGGCGGCAAGGGAGGUCUGGAAGAAACGCCUGGUGUUUGUGGGCCACCGCGCGGACGGCUCUCUCCGUGCCGGAAGUUCCGACUUUCGCGCGGUCAAACCUGGCCCAGGAGCUGCCAGACACACUCUCCUUGGGCUUCGCAGAGCUUGGAUCAAACAGAUCCCUGCCGGUUUCCGGCCGCCGCGAUCUUUGCGAGUUGUACGUCUUGCCUGCCGAUACAGGGGAUAUUCCUUUGAUGUGCUGUUCAUUCUCGAGGUAAAGCAAACCCAUCCGGGCGAACGAGAAGCUCGAAUAAUCCGACCUGCGUUGCGACAUGCGGCGUGGCCUAUUCUCAGUACGAUAACCGACAGACUAUCUCAGGGACGUUCAUGGAAGCCCAGAUGCCUCUCCCCCGGACUUCAAUUUAAAGGAGGCCGUUUUGUACACAAGCCAGCGGGGCAUUGAUCGAGGCACGGCGCGUCGACUAUAAUUUAGCAUUGUUGAAGUUACAGA